Messenger RNA from Octodon degus (degu), 1572 nucleotides. It is a transcript of the gene Ndufv1, whose product is annotated as NADH:ubiquinone oxidoreductase core subunit V1. Gene Ontology annotation, molecular function: NADH dehydrogenase (ubiquinone) activity; 4 iron, 4 sulfur cluster binding; NAD binding. Lineage: Eukaryota; Metazoa; Chordata; Mammalia; Rodentia; Octodontidae. Gene Ontology annotation, biological process: mitochondrial electron transport, NADH to ubiquinone. Bases 104 to 1498 code for a protein of 464 amino acids. The transcript has 10 exons. The record is from RefSeq and is a predicted model, not a curated record.
UGAUGACGCUUUUCCUGUGCGCCGUCUAGGGUCUCUGUAGCGCCGGUCCCACACCUCCGCGCUGUGAAGGUGACAGCCGGAGGUGACCGGCUAGGCCUCCGCGAUGCUCGCAGCACGGCGGCUGCUCGGCGGGUCGCUCCCCGCGCGGGUAUCCGUUCGUUUCAGCGGCGACACGACAGCAGCUAAGAAGACCUCAUUUGGCUCACUGAAGGAUGAGGACCGCAUCUUCACCAAUCUGUAUGGUCGCCAUGACUGGAGGCUGAAAGGCGCCCAGAGUCGAGGUGACUGGUACAAGACAAAGGAGAUUCUCCUGAAGGGGCCGGACUGGAUUCUGGGUGAGAUGAAGACUUCAGGCUUGCGGGGUCGUGGAGGCGCUGGCUUCCCCACUGGCCUCAAGUGGAGCUUCAUGAAUAAACCCUCAGAUGGCAGGCCCAAGUAUCUGGUGGUGAAUGCAGAUGAGGGGGAGCCAGGCACCUGCAAGGACCGGGAGAUCAUGCGCCACGAUCCUCACAAGCUGGUGGAAGGCUGCCUAGUAGGGGGCCGGGCCAUGGGUGCCCGUGCUGCCUACAUCUACAUCCGUGGAGAGUUCUACAAUGAGGCCUCCAAUCUGCAGGUGGCCAUCCGAGAGGCCUACGAGGCAGGUCUGAUUGGCAAGAAUGCCUGUGGGUCUGGCUACGAUUUCGAUGUGUUUGUGGUGCGUGGGGCUGGGGCCUACAUCUGUGGAGAGGAGACAGCACUCAUCGAGUCCAUUGAGGGCAAGCAGGGCAAACCACGCCUGAAGCCACCCUUCCCUGCUGAUGUAGGAGUAUUUGGCUGCCCCACUACUGUGGCCAAUGUGGAGACUGUGGCUGUGUCCCCCACCAUCUGCCGUCGUGGGGGUACCUGGUUUGCCAGCUUUGGCCGAGAACGCAACUCGGGAACCAAACUAUUCAACAUCUCUGGCCACGUCAACCAUCCUUGCACAGUGGAAGAAGAGAUGUCUGUGCCCCUGAAGGAGCUGAUUGAGAAGCAUGCUGGAGGUGUCAUAGGUGGCUGGGACAACCUCCUUGCUGUGAUCCCUGGUGGCUCAUCCACCCCACUGAUACCCAAGUCCGUGUGUGAGACGGUGCUGAUGGACUUUGACGCACUGGUGCAGGCACAGACAGGCCUGGGCACAGCCGCAGUGAUCGUCAUGGACCGCUCGACCGACAUUGUGAAAGCCAUCGCCCGUCUCAUUGAGUUCUACAAGCAUGAGAGCUGUGGCCAGUGCACCCCUUGCCGUGAGGGUGUGGACUGGAUGAACAAGGUGAUGGCCCGCUUCGUGAAGGGGGAUGCGCGGCCAGCUGAGAUCGACUCCUUGUGGGAGAUCAGCAAGCAGAUAGAGGGCCACACCAUUUGUGCUCUAGGUGAUGGUGCUGCCUGGCCCGUGCAGGGUCUGAUCCGCCACUUUCGGCCAGAGCUUGAAGAUCGGAUGCAGCGCUUUGCCCAGCAGCACCAAGCCCAGCAGGCUGCCUCCUGAGCCCAGUGCCCUGGACUGUUCUCUUGUAUCUAUCUGCUGGGAUGUUGGCAUUAAAGCAAAUGCCCUACUCUCUU